This is a messenger RNA of Vanrija pseudolonga, 2706 nucleotides long. Its product is annotated as Cutinase transcription factor 1 alpha. NCBI's taxonomy places the organism in Eukaryota, Fungi, Basidiomycota, Tremellomycetes, Trichosporonales, Trichosporonaceae. Gene Ontology annotation, molecular function: zinc ion binding; DNA binding; DNA-binding transcription factor activity, RNA polymerase II-specific. The coding region runs from base 20 to 2536 and encodes 838 amino acids. The record is from RefSeq and is a predicted model, not a curated record. The transcript has 9 exons. Gene Ontology annotation, biological process: DNA-templated transcription; regulation of DNA-templated transcription.
CACCCACAACACCCACCCGAUGGAUCAAGCAGCAGACAAGAAACCAACAGUGACAGACGCUGCGUCCCAAGAGCCAUCAUCGGGCAAGGCACCCCGCUCUUGGGUCCCGCGCGCGUGCGACCGAUGCCGGAAACGCAAAGCACGAUGUGACCAACAAGUGCCAUGCCGGAACUGCGCCGAGGCAGGUGUGACGUGCACGCACGAUGCGCCAGUGUUGAAGCGCGGCCCGAGGCCAAAACCACGCAACCGUGACGUCGAGAGCAGGUUACGGAACCUCGAGUCGCUGCUCGCGUCCAUCUCGAACGGGGGGAGCGGCGGCUCGGGCGCGGCGCUGUCCCUCUCGCGCCGUGAGCUGGACCAGAUCCGCGUCGCCGCCAACAUCACCCGCGGGAGCGAUACCUCGCCGUCGUCGGACGCCGACAGCCACGCCGGCCCGAGCAGGGCUCACCCGCCACCACCCAAGGGGCCGGGCGACUCGCCCCUCCAGUCGCUUGACGCACUCGCGAGCCAGGCGGCCGGAUCGCCCGUCGUCUCGACGGGCGGCGGCCCCGGACCGGUCACGUCGGGCGACUAUGUCCCCUCCAUUGUGUUCGACCCGUUCGGCGUUCCCACCUCGUCGCAGGCGUUGCCGAGCAUGUCAGGGUAUGGGAUGUACGAGGCGCAGCCGUACGCGCAGCCCCCGAAGAACACCUCGGCGCCGGCGGAUCUCCUGUAUCGCGACAACGAGGGUCAGACAAAGUGGCUCGGCCCGUCGAGUGGCAUGCCCUUGCUCGAGCGGCUCAAGAUCAACGGCUCCGGGGCUGGGUGGAACCAGCCCAUGGGUACCAAUGGCGAGGGCCCCUCGGCAGACGAGUGGACGUCGCUAUCAAACGCCAUCGGCAUCAAUGUGGAGAACAACGAAGGGAUCGACCAGAUCGCCGGCCGGGGUGGACCGGCAUCGGCCCUGUCCCCGUCAAGUACGCGCGACGAGUUCCUCUGGGGCCGUAUCACGACGAUCGUUCCCCCUGAUCUCAUCGACGCGUUGGUUCGGUGCUACUUUACCAUCUCGCACUUGCUAUGGCCGAUCAUUCACGCGCCGACGUUCAUGAACUCGUACCUCGACCCCGAGCACCGCAAGAACCCGUCGUUCAUUGCACUGGUGCUGUCCAUCUGCUCGCUGUCGUCGCGGUACACACCGGACGCGCGUCUGAGGCAGACGACGUCGACGGGACAGAUCCUCGCGUUUGACAUCAUCAACUUGGCGAAGGACGUGACCCAGCAGGCAGCUGCCGAGCGGUCCGAUCUGGCCAUCGUGCAGGCCUUGUUCAACCUCUCGGUCGUGCAGGAGGGCAUCGCGAGGACUAACCAGGUAUGGUCGCUCCUCAGCCAGGCGGUCAGCAUUGCCAUGGACAUGGGCCUCCACCGCCGCAAGGACGAGUACGGGUUUACUGCGGUCGAGUUGGAAGAGCAGAAGCGGACGCUCUGGGCAUUGUACUGCCAGGCCGUCGCAGCGAGCUGCACGUACGGCCGCCCAUCGCUCCUGCGCCUGGAUGACAUUCAGCUCGACGAGCCAGCUGCUGUCGACGACGUCUACAUCUCGGUGGAGAAGGGCAUCGGAACGCAGCCUCCAGACCGCCCGUCUGUCAUGGCCGGUUUCGUCGCUGGUGUGCGUCUGCACAUGAUCCUCGAGCGUACGGUCCGCCGCGUCAACCGUGUCAUCCGCGACGUUGACGAGUCAAACUUGACGUUUGUCGACCUCGUCCAGUCGGGCCAGUCGCGCAAGUUCCGCGUCACCGACGAACUCGAGCUGUUGUCGCACGUCACCGACGGCCUGGUCGGCGACUGGUCAUUCUCGCCUUCGACCGUUUCCGAUUCCGACAGCGUGCGCUUCUUCCAGCGCACUCGUGUCUUCACACUCCAGCAGUUCAUCAGACUGUUGUCGGCCCGUCACGCAUUCACAGAGUUCCUUGGUGGUGCCGCGGCGUCCGGUGGCGCGGCUGAGGAGCAGGCAUUGUUGCAGCAGACCACGCAGUCCGCACUCGGCAUCAUCGGCACCUACUCGAUUAUCGAUGGCCAGGGCCGCCUCGACUUCUUCGGCGCUCAUGCCAUCUCACAGUUGACACAGGCGGGUGCAGGCCUGAUUGGUGUCAUCCUGCAUGUGCGCUCGACGUCUAUCCAGGGCGGCGAGAAUGUGCUCUCGGUCGCGCUGCAGGGCCUCUGUGCCAGCAUCCUCGUUCUGCGCAAGCUCGGCACCAGGCGACCAGCCGGCAACCGUGCUGCCGAGCUGCUCCUCGAGUUCUCGCGCGCAUGCCGCAUCACGAUUCCUGGCUUGCCAGAGAAUGAGCCAGGAGCGCCACCCGGCACUGUCGAGGUACCGAUGCUUCGUGCGCUGCCCCGCCGGACACUGAGCACGAGCGGCCAGCCGCAAGCCGACUUGUCGCAAGACCAGUUCGACGCGUGGCUCGGCCUCGCGCUUCAGUCUGGCGGCGACGCGUGGAUGGGCAUGCCCGAGGGGUACACGCCCGAGCAGGGGGCAUGGACGCCUCAGCAGCAGUGAGGCAGUGAGCAGGCGCGAGGAUACGAUCUAGCGAGUGGGAUAAUCGCCGGCUCGCGAGUGUAGUAGCGGGAUAUCGGCCGGACAUUGCGUGGAACAUGCCAUACUAUCUGUACUAGGAUAGCCGUCUUGGGUUUCUUGGUUGGAAAAUAAUGCAGAGAGAUUGUUUGUAA